AUGGCAGGGACCGCACGCCACGACCGAGAGAUGGCGACCCAGGCCAGGAAGAAGCUCACCGUGACCACUGACCCCAUCGAGAGGCUCCGCUUGCAGUGCCUGGCCAGGGGCUCAGCGGGCAUCAAAGGGCUUGGCAGAGUGUUUCGAAUUAUGGAUGACAAUAACAACCGAACCCUUGAUUUCAAAGAAUUUGUGAAAGGGUUAAAUGAUUAUGCUGUGGUCAUGGAAAAGGAGGAAGCAGAAGAGCUUUUCCGGAGGUUUGAUAAAGAUGGAAAUGGAACAAUAGACUUCAAUGAAUUUCUUCUCACAUUAAGACCUCCAAUGUCCAGAGCCAGAAAAGAGGUGAUUAUGCAAGCUUUUAGAAAGCUAGACAAGACUGGAGAUGGUGUGAUAACAAUUGAAGACCUUCGAGAGGUGUACAAUGCAAAACACCAUCCAAAGUAUCAGAAUGGUGAAUGGACGGAGGAGCAAGUGUUCCGGAAAUUUCUGGAUAACUUUGACUCACCUUAUGACAAAGAUGGAGUGGUGACUCCUGAGGAGUUCAUGAACUACUACGCCGGGGUGAGCGCGUCCAUUGACACUGAUGUGUAUUUCAUCGUCAUGAUGCGAACCGCCUGGAAGCUCUGA
Molecule: messenger RNA, 627 nt
Organism: Rangifer tarandus platyrhynchus (Svalbard reindeer)
Lineage: Eukaryota; Metazoa; Chordata; Mammalia; Artiodactyla; Cervidae
Source: the annotation of a GenBank genome assembly